AUGGCUACCCUCGCUGAGCAUCCGAUGCAAGCGACCCAGUCGCCCAUGCCGACCAUGAACGCCGCUUAUGAUCAUGACCUCGACUCCUUCAUCAAUUUCGACCAACUCGCCUACACAUCCGCCGAUCCCGCCCGCCCGAAGGUCGCCCUCGCCAGCCAGCCUUCGGUCGCAAGUACCGACUUCGGCUCCAGCGAUGCCCGCAGUGCCAGCUUCGCCUCUAGCGGUCAGUCCCCCAUGGCUUUCCAAGCGCCUAGCCACCACUACGAAGAGCACCGCCAGCAGACGGGUCUGCCCCCUGGGGCACUGUCUAUGACCUACAAUCAGGUCAACCCCAUGGGCUUCGGCAACGCCAACCAAGGGUACGGGAUGAACGGCGAGAUGUUCCCGACACACAUGAAGCGCGAAGAUGCCCCCUUCGACUUCAACACCGCUCCUACCCGCAAUCCUUCCGAAAUGGACAUCGAGUCCGACGGCAUGAACAACACCCCUUACUACGUACCGACGAACCAGAACAAGAACCAAUUUGUCGACCCCAACGCGCUCGGAGGCCAUGAGCUGGCUCAGGCCGGUCCGUCCACGCAGGUCGGCCGCAUGUACCCUGGUAUGCAUCAGCAGCAGGCUGCGAUGGCCAAGGCGGCGGCUCAGCAACAGAAGCAGCACGAGAUGAUGCGCCAGCAGGUGCAGCAGCGUCGCGUGGAAGAGAGCCCCGGUGCUACCCCUAACCGCGUUUCCCGUCAGCCCGAUCCUGUCGUUGAAGAGCGUAUCUCUCGUCUGCUUCAGCAGAUGCGUCAAAAUGCCGUCGCCAAUGGCGAGGCCUCCCCGACUCCAUCUUCCGUUAUGCCUCACAUGGCAAAGUCGAAGAAGGAUGAGGCCGACAUGGACGAGGAUGAGCGUCUUCUGGCUAGUGAGGAGGGCAAGAAGCUCAGCAGCAAGGAGCGUCGCCAGCUGCGGAACAAGGUGUCCGCCCGUGCAUUCCGCUCCCGUCGCAAGGAGUAUAUUGGUCAACUUGAGAGCGAAAUUGCCGCCCGCACCAACGAGGCUCACGACUUGCGCAUGCAAAACCGCGCUCUCUUUGAGGAGAACGCCCGUCUCAACGACCUGGCUCGCAUGCUCCUGGCCUCCCCCCACUUCUCCAACUUCCUGCAAGAGAUGCCCGACAGCGUCGGCUCCCAGGUCCAGGCUCCCCAGCAGCAGGCCCAGCAGGCUCCCCAGCCCCAGCAACCUGCUGUGCCCAAGGAAACCAGCGCUCCUCGUCCCCAGGAAUUCCAGAUGCAGCAGAACCCCCAGGUCAUGAUGGUCCCCAACCAGGGCAUGGAUGCCUCGAUGAUGAACAACGGUGGCUGGAACUCUGGUAUUGACAUGAACUAUGGUAACACUCCCGUCUUCGCUGUGCUCGACGUUCCCGAGGGCCCGGCACUUGACGUUGAGGUUCUGUCUGGCAAGUCGUAUUCGCCGAUCGAGAUUACUGAGAGCUCGAAGAACGAGGCCCCCGUCCUCGACCGCCCGGAGAGCGAGGAGCCGGUCCAACAAUCGGACAUCGGUGUUGCCAACCCCGAUGUUGAGAUUGACGAGUCCGACCCUGCCUUUGCUCUCUUUGUUGAUUCUCCUGCCCCUUCUGCUUCUUCCGAUGUUCCUGCUUUCGAUGGUGUUCAAUCCGAGAAGGCUUCCCAAUACGAGCUGGUCGUUGACCCCUCCGAGGUCAGCGCAUCGGCCAAGAGUCGGUUCAACCAACUCUGCGCUACCAAGUUGGCUUCCCUACAAGCCCGCGGUACACUUUUUACCGCGGCUCUUCGCGCAGGCUCUCGCACGCUUCCCCAGACUGCCAUCGCCUCAAUCGAUCGCGCCGCCGCAUUUCGCAGCGUCACGCAUCCCCAAGCGCCUGGACGACCAGCCACUGGACUCAGCCUUCUAUCUCGCGCUCGAUCGUCGAAACUCAGAAAGAAGCAACCGGCCGCGCCCCGUCCCGCACCUCUACGAGCCCGACAGCAGAAACUCGAAGCGGAGAGGCAGAAAGUCAAGCAGGAGAAGGAACACAUCGCCCCAGACACGGUCGUGCUCAAUACUACCCGAGCUAGUCGUUCGGAACUAGUCCUUGCCAGAAAAUCACUUCUCGAGCGCGCGGAAGAAUCGUCUUGCUUCUGGUCGCACCCAAUGAAGUUCCACUGGCAGGUCUUGACGACCCCGACGGCGGACACACCUGGGACGUUUCUCAGUCUUCACUUCCCCGAGAAACGGUAUAUAUUUGGGCAACUAUCAGAGGGAACACAGCGAGCAUGUGUCCAGCGUGGUACUAGGCUUAGCAGCCACCUCAAUCAGAUCUUCAUCACAGGUCGAACAGAAUGGGCAAACAACGGCGGGUUGAUUGGCGUGAUCUUGACCAUCGCAGAUGCAACAGCAGCCACGACCAAUGCUCUCGAGGAAGCCGCCCGUAAAAAGCAGCAAAUCGCAGCCCAACGCUCGGCCACUGAGGGUCCGUCGUAUAAACCCAGUCCGACUCCUAUGGCUCCCGUCGAGGCCUUGAAGAAGAAUGCUCGUGUGAGCAUCCACGGGGGGACAAAUAUCAUGCACACCAUGGCUACAGCCCGUCGAUUCGUUUUUCGGAAGGGGUUGCCCAUAUAUAUGAAUGAGUAUAGCGCCGAGAGUAUCGCAAAGGGACUCCCUGCGAGCGCUGAAGAUCCCUUCCAGGAACCUACCUGGCACGAUGAGAAUAUCAAGGUCUGGGUUGUCCCCAUCAAGCCAACUGCUUCAAGAGUACCCUCUCCUUCUCGAUCUCAGAGCCCACGGAAGCGGAGCUUAGAUGAGUUCCAGGAGACAGUCGACCCUGGGGCACAGAAAACCCAUGAUGAUCUCUUGAGGCAAUCCAUCGUUCAAGACAUGUUCAACUCGACCUGGAAGAUGGACGCUCUGCAUGAGACCCCGCUCGCGGAUGUGAAAAUGCCCGCAACUCUUUUUGUGCGUAACCCCGAAACUAAGGACCUUGAAAUCUACAAGGGACCGAUACCUGGUGAUGGCCAGCCUCUGCCUGAUAUCACUGUCCUUGUCCGGAAGCCUUGGCCUGGAGCAACCGUGGAGACUCUGCCAACCACCACUCCCUCAAAGGAGUCUUUGUGCUACAUAGUGCGCAACUACGAUGUCCGGGGCAAGUUCGAUGUGAACAAGGCCCGGUCACUCGGAAUUACAACUGGUGCCGAAUUCUCAGCGUUGACGAGUGGGAGGAGCGUCACAAACCCGGAUGGCCAAGAAGUCACCCCAGAUAUGGUCAUUGGUCCUCCUCGUUUGGGUCAAGGAGUCGCGAUCAUGGAGGUGCCGUCUCCCGAAUACGUUGAGGAUAUGGUCAAUCGCCCAGAAUGGAACUCGCCUGCCGUCACUGGCCAGCUAAAGGUCUUUUUCUGGAUUCUCGGCCCAGGCGUUGGCGAACAUCCCAAAUUCCGUGAGUUUGUGGCGCGCAUGUCGGAGUCCCGGCACUUGGUAUCCGGCACGGACUACUGUCCGAACUACUUGGCUCUUGAAAGUUCCGCCCAGGCUUCGAUUCGCUUGAAUCGUCUGAAAGGUGAUAAUUACUCGAUCCCUGUGCACGACAAUGAGACGCUUCCGCAGCGCGGCGUCGCAGGUAGCCCCGAAGCAGGUGCCAUCGAUUUCCAAAAUCUACCGUUCGAGACAAUGAAGCCCGGUCUUAUUGUUCAGAUGGAGCCCACCUUCCAAGUGGACACCAACGAGAUUACGAAGCCUGUCAACACUGCCAUGACUGUUCGCAUCCCGGCCUCGGUCACGCAGCGCCUUGACACCAUCGCGAAGCGCACCAAGAAACCUGAAUUCCAAAAGAAGCUUGCCGACUUCCGCGAUGGUCUGCCUGGAGCAGACGCCGAGGUCAUCGCCCUGGGUACUGGAUCGUCUGCCCCAUCCAAGUAUCGUAAUGUCUCUGCAACCUUGCUUCAUGCUCCUGGCUAUGGCUAUUAUCUUCUCGACUGUGGUGAAAACACUCUCGGUCAGCUGAAGCGGGUCUUCGAGCCCGAACAGCUACGUGAGGUGCUUCAAAACCUGCGUAUGAUCUGGAUCAGCCAUCUGCACGCCGACCACCACCUUGGCACUGUCUCGGUCAUUCGUGCUUGGUACCAUGAAGUCUACGGUCCUAAUGCGACACCGGCAGCUCAGCCUGAGACCGACCUCGCCAAGAUCCUUCAGGAAAAGCGCUUGGCCGUGGUUUCUGAUGAAAUGAUGAUCACUUGGUUAGAGGAAUACUCCAGCGUCGAAAACUUUGGCUUUGACAAGGUGUUGCCUCUCUCCGCUCACCCCGAGGCAGUAGAGAACACCAUCAUCACCCGGUUCAGCUACCGCCAGAAACAAGAUGGCGGUCCACCAUUUGGACCCUUCGGACCCGACAAGAUCAGCCUCAGCUUCCUUCAAGACUCCGACCCUCUUACUCCGCUCCUAAAACAGGCUACCGGUCUCAGUGAUCUUCUCACUACCAAGGUGAAACACUGCCGUGGUGCUCUCGCCCUGUCCCUCGUUUUCCCGGAUGGGUUCAAGGUCUCCUACUCCGGUGAUUGCCGACCCUCUGACAAAUUUGCCUCCAUUGGCGCGGGAUCGACUCUACUCAUCCACGAAGCCACCUUCAGCAACGACAUGCUCGGCUCAGCCAUCGCCAAGCGCCACUCCACCGCCUCGGAAGCUUUGGAAGUUGCCAAACGCAUGAAUGCACGCUCCGUCUUCUUGACGCACUUCAGUCAGCGAUACCAGAAAAUUGCACAGCUCGACCAAAACCCCGUCGCAUACAACAAGUCCCGGUCUCAGAAUGCGGGCGAAGAUGCGGGUCCAGGUGCGGACGCAGAUAUCCCCCUCGAUGAGGAGCCGGAGCCAGAGCCAGCGGAGCAAGCAGCUACUCAAACCGCCCACUCACUGCUGGACGACAUCAACUUCCCCACGCAGGACAGACCCAGUCUAUCCGCUGACGGAUCCCGCAUUCCGUUGAAGAAUGUCCCUGUCGCCGCAGCCAUGGAUUACAUGCACAUUAAGGUCGGCGAUCUCAUCUACGCCCAAGCCUAUGCUCCUGCGCUGGAAAAGAUGGUCGAGGUCAUGGAGCAGAGUACGGCUUCCGAGGCCGAGCGGCAGAAGAAGCACCGUCAGAAGGAAGAGGAAGAGAGGAAGGCGGCGAAGAUGAAAAAGCACUCGAAGGAGCGUGCUGCUGAAGCAUUGGCCACGGCGGCUGCACUGGCGGCUAGUCUCGCUGCCGAUGCUGAGAAGCAGUCUGUAUGGAGUGCCGACGAGAGUGAGGAUGGAUGGGUGACGAGCGACCCGGAGUAA
Molecule: messenger RNA, 5301 nt
Organism: Penicillium argentinense
Lineage: Eukaryota; Fungi; Ascomycota; Eurotiomycetes; Eurotiales; Aspergillaceae
Exons: 3
Coding region: 1-5301 (1766 amino acids)
Biological process (GO): regulation of DNA-templated transcription; mitochondrial tRNA 3'-end processing
Cellular component (GO): mitochondrion
Molecular function (GO): 3'-tRNA processing endoribonuclease activity; DNA-binding transcription factor activity
Source: RefSeq, a predicted model, not a curated record